GCGGGUGGGCUGGGUCCGCGGCUAGAGAGCGCGUGUAUUUGGGUCCCGGCGGAUCCGUCUGAGAUUCGCGCUGAAAGCCGGACUGACUGCAUGGGUUGGUCUCAGGAUUUGUUCCGUGCUUUAUGGAGAGCGCUGUCAAAGGAAGCGAAGGAGCAAGUCGGCACAGACCUGUUCGGGAACAAAUACUACUAUGUUCCGGAAUACAGGAACUGGAGAGGAGAGACUAUUCGAGAGAAAAGAAUUAUAGAAACAGCAAAUAAAAGAGAAGUCGACUAUGAAGUAGGGGAUAUCCCAACAGAAUGGGAAGCUUGGAUUAGAGGAAAAAGAAAGACUCCACCUACGAUGGAGGAAAUCCUAAAGAAUGAAAAAAAUAGAGAAGUCGUUAAAAGGAAAAGCCAAGACCUUUAUGAAGAGGAAAAACUUAGCAAAGAGAACGAAGAACUUUUGGCUCCACCAGUUCAGACUCAGAUCAAAGGCCACGCCUCUGCUCCAUACUUUGGAAAGGAAGAACCCUCAGUGGCUCCCACCAGCACUGGUAAAACCUUUCAACCAGGAUCCUGGAUGCCACAAGGCGGCAAGAACCCCAAUCAAUGAAUGCACUGUGGUAAUACUUCAUUUGUAUGUAACUUUUUUAACAAUAAAAGAAGUAAAGAUUACUUUGUUAUUUUCUGACUGUACAAUAGUUCUCUAUCCCAGUAAGCUUAGAAUUCAUUUUUAGUAUGCAUAAGAAAUGUGAGGUUAUGAACUAUAGAAACCUUUUUUUCUUUAAGAUUUUUAAGUUCUCUCUCCACCCAACGUGGAGCUCUUUUUGCACACUACUGACUGAGCCAGCCAGGUGACCCUAAACCUGACUUCUUUUAGACUGAACUCCUUCAUUUGCUUUAGUCAUCAUUCUGUUUAUUAAUUUGUCUGUUAAGAUUGCUCCCUUGAGAAGGAUCCUGUUAAGAUUGCUCCUUUGAGAAGGAUCCUGUCACUUUAAAUGCUCAGUACAUUUUGGAUCCUUAUGAUCAUUUAGGAGCCCUAAUGUAUAUAUCAUGAUAGAAAUAAGGGUAGUUAGUGAGCUCUCCUAAAUUACCCAAUUAAAAAAAAAAAAGUGAGAAGACUGCUUGUAAGAUUCUAAAUUAAUCAAAAACAUGAUCUUGGAUUAUGUGAAGGCCAAGAAAAUUUAGUUGAGAAAUGGAUAUGAAAAAAAAAAAAAGGCCAUGAUGAGCGGAUGAGACUAAAACUAGCUUAUGGCAGGAUUAAGGUUGGCGUUUGAAGCGAGGAAUUAGGACCAAUACAAGUAGCCAAUCUAUCGCAAAAGUCUUAAACAGAGAAAUGGUACAACUGGAGUUCUAGGAGAUUAAAAAUUAUCUUAAGAAAAUGAAACAUAGGGUUCUGAGCAAUUCCAGUGACAGUAGGGACUCUAGUGGCUCGUAUAUUGAAGAAAAAUGUAGACAGGUGAUGUUAAGACACUCAUUAUCAUACAAAAGUAUUUUUCUAAUGUUUAUUUGUUUUGAGAAAGAGAGAAAGAAAAUGAGUGGGAGAUGGACAGAGAGGAGAGAGAGAAAAUCCCAAGCAGGCUCCACCCUGUUAGCACAGAGCCCCUGGGGCUCAAUCCCGUGAACCAGGAGAUCAUGACCUGAGCCACAACCAAGGGUCAGAUGCUUAACAGACUGAGCCAUGUAGGCUCAUAUAUACCUUUUAUUAUACAAAAAUAUCUUUGAAGGGUCAAGUUUUCUGAAGUGCACAAACAAGUUUUUGUUGCUAACACAGAGUUCUUCUCUGUGUGUGGCAUUAUAAUAGAUGCUCAAUAAAUAUGUACUGAAUAAGUGAUCCAAAUUUCAAUGCUCUAAAAGGAUAUCCUUGGUUAAGUAUUUUAACAGUGAGUUCCUAAAAACACAUAGGUUAAUAUUUUUAUUUAAUAGAAGGUAAAAAAAUUUAAUUGCUUAAGAAAUAAAUAUCAGAAAAAUACUUUAUAAAAAGUAAUAUUAAAACAAAUAAUCAAAUGUAAUUAUGACAUAGUUAUUGAAUAACACAAAAGCUACUUGGUGAUAAUACUAACAUUCCAGCAACCCUGUUAAUAUGAGGUUAACCAUUCUGUCUCUAUAUCAUUACAAAGUAAUAUUACAUUUUACCAUAGAGGCAAAAAAGGAACUAGCCACCAUGCAGUAUAAAGAGGUAAAAUUGAUUAUUAAGAGGUACAAUUGAUUAUAAUUAAGAUGUUCUUGAGUCCUGGGUUACAAGAAAAACUGCAAAUUUUCUAACAUGCUAGAAUACGUCUACUGCCAAAUUCCUAUUAGCUUAUUAAAUGUAUUCCAUACGUAUCUUUUUAUAAAUGUUUGCCUUAUAGUUUGUAAAUAUCUUAAUGUUAUGACAGAAUUUACAUUAACUUUAAUUUUUAUGUUUUCAUUUUAAAAAACUUGUUUUACUAACGACAGAAAACAAACUGAUGGUUACCAGAGGGGAGAUGGGUGGGAGGACAGGUGAAAUAAAUAGGUGAUGGGGAUUAAGGAGGACAGUUGCUAUGAUAAGCACUGGGUGAUGUAUGGAAGUGCUGAAUCACUAUAUUGUACGCCUGAAACUAAUAUCACACUGUAUGUUAACAUAACUAACUUGAAUUUAAACAAAAACUUAAAAAAAAUACAAAAAACUAGGGGAGGCAUAAAAUAAAUAAAUAAAAUACUUGUUUCACAUAAGCAGCAAAAGAAAAUCUUAACCAGAAGUCCUUGUGGGAAAAUACCUGAGUAUGACACUGGCCCACCAUUUUUGGUAGAGCACACUUUUUUUUUAAGAUUUUAUUUUUAAUCUCUACACCCAAUGUUGGGCUUGAACUUACAACCCUGAGAUCAAGAGUCACAUGCUCCACUGAGUCAGCCAGGUGCCCCUGGAGCAUGCACUUUUAAAGUGAUUUCAAGGGGUGCAUGGGUGGCUUAGUCGGUUAAGCGUCCAACUUCAGCUCAGGUCAUGAUCUCACGGUCCGUGAGUUCGAGCCCCGUGUCGCGCUCUGUGACGACAGCUCAGAGCCUGGAGCCUGCUUCGGAUUCUGUGUCUCCCUCUCUCUGACGCUCCCCCGUUCAUGCUCUGUCUCUCAAAAAUAAAUAAACAUUAAAAUAAAUAAAGUGAUUUCAAGAAGUGGAAAUGACAGUUCUAGUAAUCCAUCCAGACUCUUCCUCAAGACUAACAUUUUUUGGAUAUCUGGUGGCACUGUUAGAUGGCAAGGGAACAGAGCUGUAUGUCCUACAUAAAAACUGAACCUAAAAACCUUGGCCUAAUUCAAAUUACCUUUCUAUGCAAUCUUUUCUAUAUUUGGCUUUUAUGCCAGACACAUGCAAAGCAGAAUUAAAGUAUUAAAUAAAAUAUUAGUUUGUCUGCCACAUUUUGUAUUUUAAAUUGUUAUAUUUUGGACACUCACAAGUUUUGUUUUAAUAAACAUGUCCUUACUGCUUCAAGACCAACUUCAACCCUAUGCAAAGUUUUUUUAAUUCCAAAAGUAAAAAUGUUCCAAGUUAAGUGUCAGAUAUACUUCAAGUGCUUUCUCAGAGGUAAAUCCUUGAUUUCCCAUGCAUGUGCUACACAUGCAAACAGCAGAUUUUUGACUGUUAAAGUAUAGAAAAUGUGUUGAAUAUUGGGGUUAAUCAUAUAAAUCUAGCCUAUCAGCUAUGCCUUGGAUAUGUGAAGUUGAAAAUCAAUUAAAAUGGAGGAAAAAAACUUUCCCAUUA
Molecule: messenger RNA, 3701 nt
Organism: Neofelis nebulosa (Clouded leopard)
Lineage: Eukaryota; Metazoa; Chordata; Mammalia; Carnivora; Felidae
Gene: NDUFAF2
Product: NADH:ubiquinone oxidoreductase complex assembly factor 2
Exons: 4
Coding region: 91-594 (167 amino acids)
Biological process (GO): mitochondrial respiratory chain complex I assembly
Cellular component (GO): membrane
Source: RefSeq, a predicted model, not a curated record